Molecule: messenger RNA, 3272 nt
Organism: Sceloporus undulatus (fence lizard)
Lineage: Eukaryota; Metazoa; Chordata; Lepidosauria; Squamata; Phrynosomatidae
Gene: VSX1
Product: visual system homeobox 1
Exons: 5
Coding region: 6-1100 (364 amino acids)
Biological process (GO): regulation of DNA-templated transcription
Cellular component (GO): nucleus
Molecular function (GO): transcription cis-regulatory region binding; DNA-binding transcription factor activity, RNA polymerase II-specific
Source: RefSeq, a predicted model, not a curated record
UUGCGAUGCCCGGCCGGGAGGAUCCCUCGGAGGAAGCGGAGGAGGAGGGCAAAGGCAGCUCCAAGGGCAAAGCCCAGCUGCUGCCCUCCAGCGAGAAGCCCCGCCUGGGCACCAGCAGCAGCAGCAGCCUCCCUUUGGGCCCCUGGCGCUCCACGCGGGGCUUCGCCAUCACCGACCUCCUGGGCUUGGAAGCCGAGCUCCAGCCCCAGCAGCCCCAGCCCCCGCCGGAGCCCUCCGGAGCCCCCGCCGGAGCCCUUCCCCUGGGCCUGGGCUUCCUCUGCGGCUUCGCCCCCCAGCAGCCCUCCCCCGGGGGGCCCCCGCCUUGCCUCCUGCCGGCCCACCUCCCCUUCCUCCAGACCCACCACCAGACCCAUCAUCCCCAGCACCACCACCACCAUCAUCCCUAUGGCCCCGGAGCGGAGAAGCACAAGGAGAACAUCUCCGAUGAAGACAGUUUGUCAGGUGACAAGAACAACUUGAAGACUUCUGAUGCUCAGAUCAAGAGAAAGAAACGGCGGCAUAGGACUGUGUUUACUGCCCAUCAACUGGAAGAACUGGAAAAGGCUUUCAAUGAAGCUCAUUACCCCGAUGUGUAUGCCAGAGAAAUGUUAGCUAUGAAAACGGAGCUCCCUGAGGAUAGGAUACAGGUUUGGUUUCAAAACCGAAGAGCCAAGUGGAGGAAGCGUGAGAAGUGUUGGGGCCGCAGCAGCGUGAUGGCUGAGUAUGGCCUCUAUGGAGCCAUGGUGAGACACUCCAUCCCACUACCAGAAUCAAUCAUCAACUCUGCCAAAAGUGGGCUUGUGGGCUCCUGUGCCCCUUGGCUGCUUGGAAUGCAUAAGAAGUCAGUCGAUGUUCCAAGGAAAUCUGAAAAUGAAGAGAAGGGGAAUGGUGGCUGGAAAUCUGAGCACCCUGAAGAGGAAUUAAAAAUGAAGCCAGAAGAACAGGAAAGAAGUUUCACUGACAAAUUCAGCUCCAUGGACAAUUCUGAAGACAUUGCGAUGGACCUCUCUAGCACUGCAAAGCAAGAGAAAAAGAGCAGCACUUUGAGACAAAGUAUGAGUGGAGCAUCACACCUAAAAAUAAAAGACAGUGAACACUAAGUGUGGGGCUGCAAUGGGGUGGUAGCGUAGGGCAGAUGUGAUAACAUAGACAAAAAAUAAGAUAAGCAAACCUCACCAGUCUUUGGAAAUGUGAAUAUUUAUUAAUAUUUUAUUAAUAAUUAUUAGUAUUUUUCCCAGCUAGGUUAGCUAAUACAACAUUUUACAUGCAGAUGGGACCUGCCCAAGAUAUAUUGAUUAUUUUUUCAUCUUUAAAGUUAUUUAUUUGUAAUUGAGAUAAUUAAUAACUAGAUGUAGUUGAGUUCUCCUCCCUUUUAACAUGCCACACUAAAGUCACCUUUUAUUAGCAAUUCCAGAAAAAUGCUAAUAAUGUUCCGUUGGGGGGGAAAACCUGGGUGCUAAACCAAGAGAUGAUCAUAAUAAAGCUGAGCUUUUGGUUCUUCAGAGAUGUUAAUCCUUAUGAACGAGAAGGAUUUCUGGCCUCUACAAUCCUUGGUCAACAAUAUCAUUAUUAGGAUCACACACACACACACACACACACAAAUUUAUGCAUACUCUGGGAAAGUUGUUUUGAUGUUAAAUUUUGUAAACCACUAUGAUCUCUAAGGAAUAGCAGUCUAGAAAUAAACUUUCAUUCAUUUAUAGAUCUUCGCAAUUUUUAAGAGAUGCCCGCAGUUUUGUGCAUAUUGGCUUGGUUCUAAUUGCCUGAACACAUGGACUUAUUUUUUUAAUAUUUAUAUAUAUGUUGUUUUUAAUGUUAGCUGCAGUUGCAGAACAGGAAGAGCUUUCCUUUGUACUGUCGGAAGCAGUCUAAACUUUAUUGUGGGGCCUGGGUGAGUGGUCACAGAACAGGCACCAAGAGCUAUAAUAAUGCUAACCUAGCCUUUUGCAUAAAAGUUUUGAAAAUGCACAUUAUGAAGUGAAAAUACACAUGAAGACUGAUUCUUUCCCACUCUUCCUAGCAAACAAAACUGCAAAGAAUACUUCUUGUGCACCGCUUUAUUAAAAUAUGUUGGUUCAUGAACCGAAUCCAACACUUGGCUCUCCUGAUACUGUUGGGAUAAAACUCAUCUAUUCCUGUUGGAUAUGCUGGCCAGGAGUCAAGGGAUUUGCAGUCUACUGUCUGGAGAACCAUAGUGCACCCAUCCCCACUUUAGGAACUGGAUUAUUACUAGCUGGGCAUCCACCCUAUAUGUUUAACUUCCCACACCUGGUGACCUCAAGAUUUCCCAUCAUCUCCAAAUAUCAGAGUUGAUGGUAAUAGUAGUUGGAAGUUUCAACUCAUUAGGAGGGCACCAUCUUUGAAAAGGUUGCCUGAGUAUACCAGAUAUGUUUACAGUAUUUUAUUUUGUUAGAAUUUGCUUGCAUUUGUUGUUAAAUUAUGACAAGCUGCCUCGGGUCCCAUGGCAGGAGAAAGGUAGGGUAUAAAUUGAGUAAACAGAUGAAUAAAUUUCAAUGGGAAUUGCACCAGCAGGGUAUGCUCAAUUCAAACAGGGCAAAUUCCAAUAGUUAGUCUCAACUAGAAUGGACAAUCAGUAGGAACUUGGUAAGUCAAUAUUUGUGAGUUCUGUUAGUUCAAUUGGUUUGCUGUUGUUGGGACAAAUCUCUAGAUCUAGGCCAGGAAUAGGAACUGUGUGGCCCUUCAGAUGUUAUUGAAUAGCAGUCUAUGGCAUUCCUUACCAUUGGUAUGUUGGCCUCCGCAUUCCCACCCCUGAUUAGGGCCUUGGUCCCAAUACCCAGAUCCCACAUGGAGUUAUACGUGAGCCCAAGUGCCCCAGAGAAUGCUUUAUUGAGCUUUAGAAAACUACCAGGAAAACCUCAGCCUAUGUUAGAACAUAGAGCAGAACAAAUGAUCACGUGGGCCCUCCCUAACCCUUCAGAGAGUGUGGGAGACCUUGGUUGCGCAGAAUGAUGGGUUCAUAUCAGAGGCCCUUUGUUUACUUUGAAGAUGCUGCAUCAGGUUAUCUUGUGUUUACAAUCUCUAAUAUGAUCCAGGUGCUGCAGGGAUGCAGAAGAUUGCUGUAUGCGUUUUUCUCCUUAGCCUACAUAAACUAUUCUAGUGUCACUGCUUUCCUUAGAGAUGUGGCACAUUUAUAAACAGAGUUCCUCCUUUCACUGCUGGUUUCAGUAGGAGAAAAUGAAUACAGGUUGAUUCUCCCUUAUCUGGAAUUCCAAUCCAAAAUAUUCCAAAAUCCAAAUUUUUUCAUGGGUGGC